GUGAUAUUUCAGAAUGAGGAGUACUGCAGUUUUUCUGGCGUUGCUGCUCUGUCUGCACAGGGCGUGGGCUCAGGGGGAGAGUGGAGGGGAGACAGGGAACCAUAUCACUGAGACAGAGGAGGAAAACAGGAAGAAAGAGGUUCAGUUUGAGAUACAGGAUGCCAAAGCAACCCAUGAUCAGAGCAGCAGCCAGACCAACAUCAGCCCUGACAUCUGGGCUGAGCUGAAGGAGCUGAGAGACAUGGCCAUCGAACAAAUGGUGGAUCUCAGGAACAGCAAGAGCAAGAUAGAGAAGCUGGAGCAAGAGAGUACAGCCACACAGGUCAGACUGGCAGCCAGUGAAAGCAAGAAUGCAGUUUUGAAGGCCAGAAUGAGCUCCAGUGAAAACCAGGUGAAGGAACUCAAGAGAGAGAAUGCAGUACUGGAAGCCAGAAUGAGCUCCAGUGAAAAUGAGGUGGAGGAGCUCAAGAGAGAGAAUGCAGAGGCCAGAAUGAGCUCAAGUGAAAAUGAGGUGGAUGAACUCAGGAAAGAGAAUGCAGCCACACAGGUCAGACUGGCAGCCAGUGAAAGCAAGAAUGCAGUUUUAGAAGCCAGAAUGAGCUCCAUUGAAAAUGAGGUGGAUGAACUCAGGAAAGAGAAUGCAGAGCGUCCAAAGGUGGCAUUCACAGUUGGUCUUACUGAUGCGGGAACAGUUGGACCCUUCAAUACUGAUACUACACUUAAGUUCAGUAAAGUCUUCACCAAUAUCGGCCAGGCCUACAACCCAACUACAGGUAUCUUCACAGCCCCAGUCAGAGGAGCCUACUACUUCAGAUUAAAUGGGUGGGGAGUACAGACUUCAACUUAUAUCAGAUUUACACUGUAUCACAAUAACAAGCUAAUUACUAGGUGUUACGAUGCAAAUGAUACCGUUGGUUAUAUCUCUGUGUCUAAUGCAUUUGUUCUUCAACUGGAAAAGGGAGAUGUGGUCUACAUGGUUCUCAACUCAGGCUACCAUAUUUUCGAUGAUUCAUUCAAUCGUACCACUUUUAGUGGAUUUUUACUUUUUGCUGUGUGAAGUUAGCUGCAAAAAACCAGUCAAUUUCUUCAACUUUCAAAA
Messenger RNA from Perca fluviatilis (European perch), 1099 nucleotides. RefSeq lists its product as uncharacterized. The coding region runs from base 14 to 1057 and encodes 347 amino acids. Gene Ontology annotation, molecular function: protein binding. The record is from RefSeq and is a predicted model, not a curated record. NCBI's taxonomy places the organism in Eukaryota, Metazoa, Chordata, Actinopteri, Perciformes, Percidae. The transcript has 9 exons.